AUCGCGGCCAUGGCAUUUAAGCAAGGUUUGCCAACGGCCUCAUCUAUUUACCAAAGGAACAACAAUAGUCGACGUUUGCAACAACAUCAUAUGUCUGCUGGUAUGCCGGGUGUUUUGGGUGGCAGUGGUGGUAGUAGUAGCGUUGGUGUUGGUAUUGGUAUGAUGGGUGGUGGUGAGAAGCCGCUAACAUUUUCCACCUCAAAAUCGACAACAGCAAAUGCGAAUGCCAACAAUCAGCAUCAAUAUACAAAUUAUAUGAAUUGCGACAACAACAAUAGAAAUAGUAGUUAUAAUAAUGCCGCCGGCGCCGCAGCUUCCAACGCUGUUGCCAGCAAUACCACGACAGUCACAGCCACCAUUCCCAAUAGCAACGACAACAACAAUUAUACUUACAAUAAUAAUUCAUGCAAUACAACAACUGCAACAGCAACAACAACAACAGCGGACGCCGAUGACAGCGACGAUCUGUUUAUGAUGUGCGAUAACACAACAACAACUAUUAAUUCAUAAACAAAAAAUCUUUUAAUUAUAAGGAUUCACAUAUAUAUAAACAUAUAUAUAUAUAUAUAUAUAAAUAAAUAUAUAGCCUAGCUUGUAAGGAUACUUAAAGCAGCGAGUCGAUGUGGUUACAUACAACCACAAUCAUUUGCGUGUAUACAUACAUAUAUACGGCCUAUGGCUUAACUCCACAACUCAUUUUCACAUUUAAUUACAAAUAUUGGCGUACAGAGUGCAAGUGUAUUGUAUUGGAAUUACAUAUACCCAUAUAUAAAUAGGGUGAUUUAUUUCGUGGAGAAGUUUUUACAAACAAGAUUUGGGGACAUUUUUGAAGCAUACGGCAGUACACGAGCGCUACACGGCACAUAACGUUAUAUCAUAACAUACAUACCAUACAACGGGCCUGUUGCUGCUUUGAUUGCCAGGAAUUCUCUUCACCCAUAUACAUACAAAUAUGUCUAUAUUGGCCAAUCAAAAUAAUUUAAGCAACAUUUUAAUCCUUCUCCUCUACAUACUAGAACCGUCUUCAACUUCUACUCUUAAGCAACUCUACCUAACUCUAUGGAUAACAAUUCGCAAAUAAUUGUUAUUUAACUCUUUUUUUGCAGCGAUUUAGCGAAAGAGUGAUGCAAGCGCUGUGUUGCAACGUUUGACAACAACAAAAACAACUGAAUUUUUUAUGUUAGGCUUUUACUACACUUAUAUCUCGACCGCAUAUGCUGCUGACCUGACCACACAACACAACUUGACUAACUACGGUUUUAUGUUUACAUACAUACAUACAGUCGUAUUUACGCCAUAUACAAACUAUAUACUAGACUACAACAACUAGAAAAUAUUGCUAAAAGAAAUCUUUUUCUUACUACACUUUUCGAAGAAAAACAAAAACGAAAACAAUAUGUUUCUUAAAAAACAAAUUUCUUUAUCCACAAUACAACUUCAAACACACCACUUUAUUUCAAUCCAAACCACUACUCUUCCUUCCCCACCAUUACCAACCCACACACUUUACCCCCCUCCACACAACUUCCUUUCGUUUUUAUGAAAUUCGACUCGUCUCAACUUUAAAACUUAAGCUCGUCUGUUAAUUGAAAUUAAAUUGAUACAAAAAUGCAAGUAUAUUGAAAGUGUUACUUAAUGCUGAAUAGAAAAAAGCCGAAAAAACUAAAGAAGCAACAAACAAAGAUGCGUAAGAAAGAAAGAAAAGUGAAAAACAGAAACUGGAGAGAAAAAAGGUAAAGAAAAAAUUUAAUAAUCAUUACAAAAAAGUUUCAAAAUAUUUCCAAAUUACAUUUUAUCCAUAAUUUACAUUAAAUAAAAGAAUCAAAUAAACUAAAAGAAAGUUACAGAAAUAAAGCGCAAAAAAAUA
Zeugodacus cucurbitae (melon fly) is the source of this 1867-nucleotide messenger RNA. RefSeq lists its product as uncharacterized. The transcript has 3 exons. NCBI's taxonomy places the organism in Eukaryota, Metazoa, Arthropoda, Insecta, Diptera, Tephritidae. Bases 10 to 510 code for a protein of 166 amino acids. The record is from RefSeq and is a predicted model, not a curated record.